Messenger RNA from Plodia interpunctella (Indianmeal moth), 2872 nucleotides. RefSeq lists its product as uncharacterized. The transcript is spliced from 5 exons. Lineage: Eukaryota; Metazoa; Arthropoda; Insecta; Lepidoptera; Pyralidae. Bases 1 to 303 code for a protein of 100 amino acids. The record is from RefSeq and is a predicted model, not a curated record.
AUGCAGGAGGAAAGGGACAAGAAAAAAGGGGCGCGGGGAGGGUGCUGUAGGCCCGUGUCGUCGGCAGCACUCCGCGCCGCGCAGCUGCCUCGCAUCCCUACCGCGUUCCGCACUCGAUGCUGCAACUCUGGUUAUUGGUGCUUCAGUGGAUCUCUUAAUUUUUUUCAAAUUCUUCUUCUAAUUGACGGAUCUACAUUUUGGAGUGAUUUCAAUUUGAUGCAUCGUCAAAACCAGGCGUUCGUAGCGUCCGGCUGUCACGAAAACUCCAAAGGAUUUCAGAGAAGCAUCUUUAUUUUUAUUUAAAAACUGUCUUAUUAUUCUACUUGAUUUCAUUAAUUUUGUCCUAACUAGGUCUGGUUACUGUCAGAAAAAAAUAGAUAGAACUUUAUAGAUUAUUACCGUUUGAAAUUGAGUUCGGAAAUUUUAAUUGCUCCCAUCUACAAUGCCUUCUCCAUUCAAAUUAUUAAAUUUAAUGCCAUUUACCAUAGACAAGUGUUAAACUUCGUGAAUGACAACUAUCCUAUGAUGCCCCCUGCUGUGUUUGUAUUGCAGUUGUUUCUAGACAGUGGUUAUCACGAAGUUAAUACUGACGUGAUAAAAUGAAUUGAUAGUUUACCUUUCAUUCUUUAAUUUUAGCUGCAUAGAAAACAAAUUAAUAAUAAUAAUAAUAAUUAAAUUAAGUGUAUAUAAUGUAUGUGAAUAGUGCAAAUACAAUGUGAAUAGUACAGUAAUUAUUAAUUUUACUACCUAGAGAGCGUGACUCUAGUGACGUCAUGUGUCUACAUAAUUUUUUCCAUUAUCGUAAGUGCUAGUAGGUAAUUAAAAUUUAUAAUUUCCUUAAAAAACUGAGUAGUUAUUUAUUUCAAAUAUCCAUAAGUACAUCAUUGAAAUCUUUGUUGUCUUAAAAUUUUUGAAUAGAAAAAAUAAGUAAAUAUACUUACGCAGCGCAACGUAAACUGAAGUAGCACUGGAAAAUUAUUUUAAUUAUAUUGCUUAGGUUAACCUCAUAUUAAUAUAAAUGUGUAAUAAAUAAUUGUGAGUUAUCUUGAUAUUAUUAUAUUAAUCAAUAUUUUAGACAACAGAAUGGGCUCAAUAGAUUUUUAUCAAACAUAUAGAAAUAUAAGCAAUAUAAUAGAUCGAUAAAAUUAUGCCUAAUUGCGAUUGUCGAUAGUUCACAUAUAAAACAUCUAGUACUAACAGACUUUAAUUUGAAGUCAUUUUUAAAUAUAUACGUAUUAAUUUCCAGAUUCAAAGAAGAAUUGAAGAUAUGAAGCCAGAACUUGGAAUAACAAAUUUGGUGCCCAUCGGCAUCAAUAUUAGUGCCCUACAUCUACCCUGUAGAUCCGAAUUUGUUUGAAGUGAGGCGACAAAUUCGGUUCUAGAGAGGUUUGUGUGGUGCAUGCACUGCAACGAUCAAGACAAUGAAGAUGAUGUUUCAUAGAAGAUUUAUUUAAAUACUUAAUAUAUUUCUAUGCAUGGUUAUGAAUAGUGAUGUGCCGAUUAGAAAUUUGCUAUUCUUCUCUCGGAGAUUUCCUAAAUAAAUUCUCAUCCGAAAUUAUUGAAGAAAUUUCUCGGGAAUCCCGAGUUUCUCCACCGUUUCCUUACGUUCUCGAGAAUUUCGAGAAUGCAAAUACUAGUCAUUUGUGUAUUACUUCAUGAAUAUCUGUAUAUAGGUAAUUGUGUAACAUAAUUUUAUAUUUUUAUUUUUUGAAUGCAUAUUUUUCAUUAUCCUUAUCAAUUUGGAAAACAAUAACUACGGCGGUAUGAUUUGACAAUGCUAAAUUUAAAACUAUAUUACUUUCAAUUUAUUCAAACUUCAUUACAACACAGCAGGUUACAUCGCUCAUUACCAACUUAUUAUUCUUUGAUAAUUGAUCCUUUUCUCUCGAUUUAUUUUUGAUUUUUUAAUCUAAUUCUGUACUAUUAUAUUGUUUUUUUUAUUUAAUCUAAUCACCUUUUGUAUUCUUUGCAGUUAGACUGAUAGAAGGUUAACUUUAAUUAAAUAAUUUAUAUGGGAUUGUAUGACAGUAAUAUCGGAGUGAUCUCACAAUUUAAGAGUCAAAAAGUGUCCCAAACACAAAUAUAUUAAUUGAAAACAAAAAUAGAAAUGCCAUGUAAUUGUAAAUUACCUAAUAAAAUUGAUUAAUUAAAGUGACAACAUUUAACGUGUUUUGUUAUUUUUAAAUACUUUGUAUGUUUUAUUUUAUAUGGUAUGAAAUACUGUUAUAUACUUCUCUUUAAAUAAUUGUAAUUAUAUUUUUGUGAUUAAAAUCGAUUAGCAGCAUUGUCGAGCGCCACAUCUCGCAAGUAACUCGAUACAUUGUCAUGUCGGCUGACUUGGGAUUUUGUGGCUGAUUCGUUUCUGACGAUGACUUUGCUGAUGUUUGAUUUUGUAGUACUGGAGUAAAAUAAAUGAAUUUAAUUUUAUGUAACUAUACAGAAGCAGCUAUAUUUUAAAUAAAUUACUCACAAAAGACUGCCGAAAUAAAUUCAUUUUGAUUCCCAAAGUAAAAUAUGUUUCUGGAAACAAAUCUGUAUUUGGUUGUGGAUUGUGAUGCUAAUUUAUAAUAAUAAAUAUGAUAAAUAAUAAUAAAUUUAUUAGGAUAAAUCACACAGAUUGUGCUAGCCUCAAAGUAAGUUUUAGACUUGUGUCAUGUCAUGUGGGAUACUAACUCAACGAUACUAUAUUUUAUAACAAAUACAUAUAUAGAUAAACAUCCAAGACCCGGGCCAAUCAGAAAAAGAUCAUUUUCCAUCAUGACCCGGGAUCGAACCCGGGACCUCUCUGUUCAGAGGCAAGAACUUUACCACUGCGCCACCGAGGUCGUCAAAAUAUCAUGUAUGCAUAUAUCAAUAAAAACUGUUGAAAGUU